GUUAAAUUAAUUGAAAACUAAAACCCAUUUGCCUAAUCAAAAUGGGUUUUUUGUUUGAUAAAUAAAUAGACUUGCCAUUUACGGUCAAUAAAUUUCAACCAAUAUCCUUUCGGAUUCUCCAACAAUUGGCGUAGGAAUUAAGCUGAUUAAUCCUUACCUUUCUCCACAGAUACCAUUUUUUACUUUUCUUUACGUCAAAUAGUUCGCGUAAGAAGUAAGCCUAGUAGAUGAUGCAGCACACAAUAUGAGUAAGCAAUCAUAUGUGAACCUCAACCUCUCUUCUAUUCUUCUUCUGUCACACAAAAACCAUGUCUUGCUUGAAUCUUAAGCUUUCACCGGCCAAGAAGACAUGGAAGAGCUUCACCUCAAAACUCAAAAUCAAACUCUGCAAAUCAAACUCAAAGAAGUCUAAAGUUAUCAAGAAACCCAGAAGCCGGCGGCUUCCCUUUGCUUAUACUUGUGCAAAGGCCCUUAAGCCAGGUCUCCGGCGGAACAAGAGGAGUCUUAGCAAGAAUAAGUACUUCAAAAAGAAAACAGCGCCUGUAUAUAUUGACAUGCUAUUUAAGGAGCCUGUGAUUGAAUUUGUAGAGCAAAUACAAGUGCCAAUUAGUGAAAACAGAGUGAAAGUGGUUCAUCCACCUAAACUGCCGUCUGCAGGGGAUACUAAGAUUGAAGGAGAGGAACCUUGUAAUACUGCAGGAGAUGAUAUGUGGGAAUCACUAGCACUGACAUCACCUCAAAUGUAUAGAAUAGAUCAGAGAGCUGAAGAGUUCAUCACUAGAUUCCGAGCAGAGAUGCAGCUUCAGGAGAUGAUGGCAACCUGCUUGCAAUGACUGUAACCCCAUCAAUAACAAAGGAUUUACCUCUUUCUUUGUUUCCUUUUUCUACUUCUCUCUCUUUUCUGGUUUGUAAUCAAUAACUACUUAUAAAGCUUUGCAGAAAUAAAAUAGUAUGAAAUUCUUUUGCAG
Molecule: messenger RNA, 968 nt
Organism: Carica papaya (papaya)
Lineage: Eukaryota; Viridiplantae; Streptophyta; Magnoliopsida; Brassicales; Caricaceae
Source: RefSeq, a predicted model, not a curated record